UCUUACGCUGAGUGAAUACCAAAGAAAUUCGAUUUGACAAGUCGGUUUGGUGAAAUCGAGCAAGAGUCGCUGCAAGAAGUUGAGCGGAAAAGCAGUAGAGCGCCAGAGCAGUACAGUGACAACCGUGGUAGCAGCAGCAGCAGCAGCAGCAAAAGCAGUAGAAAUUAUAUAUGACACGUAUUGGCGCUAUUAUAUAGUAUGCGCAUAUAUUUUUGUUGUUGCUCUUUUUGUGCUAUUUGGUGAUUCUUGGCCUAACGGUUAUGCAUUAUACACGCCAAAUUAUGCAAUAUACUUACUGCACGUGUGAAAAUCAUUGAUUGGAAAGAAGUUAAGCAAAAAGUUUGGCAAAAAAGCGAGGAAAAAUUAAAUAGCAAAAAAUCGUGUGUAAAAUUUUGGCUAGAAAAGUGUGUAUAAGAGGUGUGUGAAAAGUGGUGAAAAUGCUUUGGCAACGAUAAGCAGUGAAAAAAAUCGAAUUUCACAGCACUCGUUUGGCCUUCGUCGCGUUGAAGGCGAGUGAAAACGCGUAAUACUGAUAGCAAGCGCAAGAAAUUAAAAAAAGUAGAUUGUAAAGAGUUGAAAAUAUAAUAAAAAUUCAUUUAAAAGUAGUUAUUUCAAAGAAAAAUUUAAGUAAGAAUAUCAGCUAGCAGACUUUUCCUCAACGACCUCAAGCAGAAAAUUGUCAUUCAAGCAAAUUAUAGAAUCAGAUUAUUGGAAGCAAUGAGUUGGUGUAUGGUUGUUAAAAGAAGACAAGGAAACAAGAUAGUUCAACGCUAACGUUUGGAAAACACUAAAAAAAUUAACUAACGUAAUCCGAACGUAGAUAAAAUAGAUUUAGUAAUUACUUAAAGCUUCAAAGAAAAAAGUUUUAAGGUAUAUGCAGAUAUAAAGAACAAUUUGUAGUUAUUGUACAUUGGUCUUCGUAAACCACGCUAAAAUUUACUAUACAAAAAACGACAACAAUUGUUGUAACAUCACGGCUUACCUCAAAUUGAGGUAGACCAAUACGAACAGUAAAAAUAUACUAAUACUUAAAAGCUUUAGAUAAGCAUGGCUCAGUACGGUGGUGGCGCACCAAACCCCUUCGGUGCUGGUGGCGGCGGUGGCGGCUAUGAACCACAGCCAAGCUAUGGCGGCGGCUACGGCCAACAGAUGGGCGGUUAUGAUCAAACAGGCGGUGGUUAUGAUCAAAGCGGCGCAGGUUACGAUCAGAGUGGUGUCUACGGUAAUCAGGGAACCGUUGGUGGUGCGGAUUAUGGUGGUGGCAUGCCGAAUGUUGGUGGAGUGCCACAACAACCAUAUGGCAUGGCAGCACGUCCACGCGUCGAUGUAGAGGCUACUGGUGAAGUGGAUCCAACACUCUAUCCUGAAGCCAAAGAGUCCACGCACAAAAUACGCGGUCACGCCGAUAUUGUCGAAAUGCUUUUUGGGCCCACCGAACACGAACUCAUACCGGUGAAGGCCUUCUAUUUCUUUUUCUUUGCCGCUUUCGGUUCACUCUUUCCACUGAUGGGUGUCUAUUUCAAACAAAUGGGUAUGAAUCCUGGACAGUGCGGUAUAUUGAUUGGUAUGCGUCCAUUUGUGGAGUUCUUAUCGGCACCCUUCUGGGGUUCUUAUGCGGAUCGCUGCCGGCAAGGCAAAAAGUUGUUGAUGGCCUCACUCGCCUGUUGGGUGCUAUUUACCAUACCUUUGAGCUUUAUCAAACCCGAGGCUGUGAAUUGCAUCGAACGCAAGAAUGAAACCGAUUUCGUUUUGACUUUGACACGCACUAAACGUGAUCUCUCCGCAUAUGAUAUGAGCGACAUGAAUAAGGAAGAUGUGGAGAGUUACCAUUCUCAAGCGGCUUUACAGGAUGCACUUACAAUGCCACAGAGCGAGGCGAUGGAGGAAUCGCAUAGAAGGCGCAAACGUUCAUUUAUACCUCGUAUUGAUGCCGGCAUCUCACCCAUACACAUCAACUUCGUCAGCAACUACGAUGACAAACAACAUCGUGACUAUGUUAGCCCUAUAUUCUCCUCGAUGGUUUAUCGCACUCCAGACAUUCAAAAAGCUUUCUUCCUGCUCUUACUCGUCAUACUUAUUGGUGAAUUCUUCAGCGCUCCUGCCAUUACGCUCGCUGACUCAGCUGUCAUUACAUUGCUCGGCGACGAUGCCGAUAAGUAUGGUCAUCAGCGCAUGUUUGGCUCACUCGGCUGGGGUAUUUCUAUGUUCAUUGUCGGUAUUGUGCUCGAUCACUCGACACGUUUCUCGCAUCAUCCCUGCGGUGCUGGCCAUAUGGAAAAGAACUACAACAUCUGCUUUGCCAUCUUUUCGAUAUUGAUGACUUGCGCAAUUGUUUCGGCGUCGAAAAUCACUUUCAAAUACGAUCCAAUCGAUAUAGAACAGCCCGCUGAGAAUCCAGACGCCACAGCUAACAAACAGGCGGAGGACGAGAGCAUGGCUGAGCUGGCUGCACAGCUGAAUUUGCCCACUUUGGCGAUCGGUAGUGGUUCGGCGGUGGUCGGCAAGGCACCACAGGCCGCUGUGGGCGCACAGUCGACAAUGUUUGCACAAACCACUAAGGAAAUGCCCGAAUGGUUAACUGUGUUAACACACUUUAAGGAUAUGAAAACUAUUUCGUUUCUAUUCGUUGCCUGGUUUAUGGGUUUCGGCAUUGGACUGAUAUUUACCUUCCUCUUUUGGCAUCUACAAGAUUACGGCGGUACUCCGACGCUUUUCGGUGUUGCUUCUGUGAUUAAUCACGUAUCCGAGAUCUUCGCCUACUUCUACAGCUUCCGUUUUAUUACACAAAUUGGCCAUAUAAAAGUGUUGUGCUUGGGCUUAAUCGGCAAUGUGCUGCGAUUUUUGUAUAUCUCAUAUGCGACCAAUCCUUGGAUGGUGUUACCGUUCGAACUGAUGCAGGGCAUUACACAUGCUGCCGUAUGGGCAGCUUCCUGUUCGUACAUAGCGCACAGCACACCCAAACAUCUGAGAGCUUCAGCACAGGGCGUUCUACAGGGUAUACAUCAUGGUUUGGGACGCGGUUGUGGCGCGAUUAUUGGUGGCAUGUUUGUGACAUACUACGGCACUACGAAAACAUUCCGUGGUUAUGGCCUGGCUUGCCUCGUGGUCUUGGGUGUUUUCAUCUUCGUGAAUUUCUAUCGUAAAGAUCAGGGCUUUAUCUCGGAUUUGCCAGCAACGGAGGAUCCGCGACAGGUAGCGGAAGAGACCUCACAUCUGGCGCCACAUGGUGUACCAAGUAAUCCAAUACCACGAGCACUCUCUAAUGCCCGUCUGAAUGAGAUGAAUCCAAACGGUGGUACUGGCAAUACCUACGGCACCUACCAAACUUCGGGCGGUAAUCUUGACAUACCUGGCGCUAAUCCACACAACCCAUUCGCGCAAUAAAUUGGAAAAAGUAUCCCUGUAUAAGACGAGAAAGUAGUUGAAUUGGCUGAAAAGUGAGCAUGGAGUUAGAAUGAAAGGAGGAUAUUUUUAGAUGAUUUUGCAUUUACAUAUGUCUGCGUAGAUAUUUUUUUGGUAUGAGUUUCAUGAACAGUUUUGAUCAGAUCUAUUUGUAUAGUUUAUACAUACAUACGUAGUUAUACUGGUAGAAUAAUAUUGUUAACAAAUCUAAUCGUGUUAUUAAUAAGAAAUCAUAUUUAUAAUGGAGAGCGCUUAUUUGAUUUGUAAUCUCUUUAAUUUAAUACUUAUUUAUUAUAAUUACUUAUAGCAUUAUCUUUUUAAUUACACAAUUACUUUGGUGAAUAUCAGAACACUAAAUUUAUUCAUAUUUUAAUUAUCAUUACAUUAUUGCUUUCAAAAGGAUUACUGCAUUGUUAUAAUUACUUCUAGCAUUCUUUUUUUAAAUACCACAAUUACUGUUAUCUUAAACAGUGUCACUAAACCGAUUGAUAUUUUAAUUACAUUGUUGCUAUAAAUACAAUUAUCUAAACAAUACCAAUGUACAAACAGUUACUGUUAUCCUUUAUCAUUACCAUUUUCAUCAUUUCUCAUUAUACUCCCAUUAUUUUGAAAUAACCUACAAUUACAAUCUGAAGUAUCAGUACUUAUACUGUUACGAUUACAUUAAUUAAAUUUUACUUAACAUUGUCUAAUAUGAGUAUGAUUUUACCAAUACUUUUACCAUUAAUUUUGCAUUACACUAGUUUUUUAUUACAUUUACUAUUAGUUAAAAGGUAUUACCAAUUUAUGUAUAAUUAAAAUUACUAUCAAUAUAUAACUCUUUUCUAAUUAUGUUAUCAAUACUUUUUCAUUACUGCUCAAUAUUGUUCAUACUUUUUAACUAUUUACUUAGAUUAAAACUAGUAUUCUUACAAAAGUAUAGUAUUGUUAGUUUAUUAAUGAAUACUAUUACUAUUACAACCAUUACCAUUCCAUUACACUAAUUUAAUGUUUUUAUUAUUAAUAGUUCAAAACUAUUACCAAUAAUGGUGUAAUCACAAUUACAUUACAUUUAAUUACUUUUACAUUACUGCUCAAUAUUAUACAUAUUUUUUAACCAUUUACUUUGAUUAAAACCAGUAUUCUUACAAAAGUAUAGUAUUGUUAGUCUAUUAAUGAAUACUAUUACCAUUACAACCAUUACUAUUCCAUUACACCUAUUUAAUGUUAUUAUUAUUAAUAGUUCAAAACUAUUACCAACGUACAUUACAUAUAAUUAUUUUUUCAUUACUGCUAAGUAUUGUAAACAUUUUGUAAAAUAUUUAUUUUUAUUAAAAAUAUUCUUACAAAAGUAAUCAUUACUAUUGUUAGUCUGGUAAUCAUUAUCACCAAUUUCGAAGUAUUUUAUUGUAUAAAUUUUCGCUCUCUGCUAAUUCUUAAGUGUUACAUAUAUAAAAUAACUGUCCUUUCGUUAUAUUGUUAGUUAAUUAAGUGAGCGGAAUCGCAACAAAAAAAUAGUUGUAUUAUAUUUACUAGUAAAUUUUACAUUUAAUUAAAAGGAGAUUAGCAAAAUACAAUUCUAGAUGUGUUUAUUCUAAUUACAACUUUAUUAAACUGUUCAGAAAUAUAUUAAAUAUGAAAAAUUAUAAACUUUAGAUAUGAAUUGAGUUAAACGAAAAUACUACAUAAUCGAAGAGUAAGAUAUUUAGAAAAUAAACGACAAAAGUAUAAAAAAAAAAACUAAAAAAUAUUAAACAUAAAAUUGAAUAAUUAAACAAAGAGAACGCAAACAUGGUAAUGAAAAACAAUCAACUUGAAUGUGCAGCAAUACAAUAGCAAAAUAAAACAGCUCAGUGUAGAAUUUGUAACGAAUAGAAAGUAAAAAAGAAAACCGAAAAAUAUUUAAAUACAAACAAACAAGCAGUUGUAAAGGAAAACGAAAAGUGAAUACGAAAAAAUUUUACAGUAAACAUAUCUUGGAGGGCGGCCUGCAAUAGAAAACACUUGUAUAUUAUUUGUUGUAAUGCUAAGUAAUUGGCGAUAUACAAAUUUUAUAAAACUCAUAAAAAUAUUAUUGGAAUUAUUUACAGUGUUUUACUGAAAGUCUAAGCAAUUUCUUUUUAUUUUCAAUACAACUCUGUAAGAGAUUUUAUAAUUGUUUUUGUUUUUGCACACACCUAAAGCUACAAAUAAAUGCUAAUAUAUAUAUUUUUAAAUACACAGAAGUAGUGUAGACGCAGUUAAUGUUGUACUAUACUCGUAUAUGUACAUAUUUGCACAUAAGUACAUGCUGGCAUAUACAUACAUAUAUGUACAUAAUACCACACCCAUAUAAAUAUAAAUACAAGUACGUUAGCGUGAGAGCAACAAAAUGUAGAUGACACCUGCUGAAGCCAAAGAGUUAAUGAAAGCUAUGGAUAACGGUAAAUUGUAGAAAUAACACUGGGAUCUAAAAGUAAUUACAUAAAGUGAUUGAUUAAUUACUAGUAAUUACUUGAUCUGAAUUUAUUUUUUAAACUUACUUUAUUAAUUAUAAAACUGUGGCAACAUGGAAUGCUGCAGGAAAUAUUUUGUUGCAAUAAAACUCAGGAAUUGAUAAAAAUUUAAAAUAUUGUAUUCAUUAACAGAUUACAUUAAUUUAAAAAAAAUGUUGUCAGUAACAAUUAUAUGUUAGUCAAAUAUUUUAUUGAUAAUUUAUUUAUCUAUUUAAAUAGUUUAAUUAUUCUAAAUAAGAUUGUUUAAAUGUAAUCAAUUACAUUAAAUUUAAGUAAGAAAUUAUAACUUAAUUAGCACAACAGACGAAAAAUGGCUUUAGAAAAAGUUACGAGCAAAUUAACGACUUGCUAUAUAAAGCGAAGCAUAUUCUAUUAAGAACAUACAUAUGAAAUGUGAAUAAGAAAAGCUUUAUGAAAAGUUACGAGAAAGCUCUUAUGAUUUAACAGUGAAAGCUUUACUUGAAAUGCUUUUUUUAAAUGAAAGCUGAGUAACUAUAUUAUAUGCAGAAACCUAAAUACCGAAGACCAAGUGAAAGCAUUCAAUGAUGAACGAAGUUAUAACAGUAACGGUUAAAAAUAAAAACUAUAAAGUUAAAGCUAUAAUCUUUAUGUCUCUAAUUUCUAUGGAAAAUUAUUUAUUUUCUCCAACAAUGAAAAAAAAAACAACAAAGGUAACAAGGGUUUUUAAAUUCGUAGGAGCUUUCAUGAAAGCUUUAGAAAAGAAGUAGUAAUAGAAGCUAUUGUAGCUAGUCACUGAAGCUCAUCACAUGUAGUGAAACGUGGUUUUAAUUUUCUGUGAAAUCGUGAAAGCGACACCAAAGCUUUAAAAUCGAAAAAUGAAAGCUUACCGUCUCUUGGGAGCGAAUAAUGUUUUCAUACUAUAUAAAUAUGUAUGUGCUAGCGAAAGAAAUAAGAAACCUGUAGCGUGCACGUGUACUUGUAUGCACUCACAAACUUCAGAUGUAGAAACUUUGGUUGCAAUGCUUUUUUCACAUCACAAUCAUAUCAUUUUAGCAAAUAAGUAAAUAUACAGCUAUUUCGCAACACAAAAUGUUUAAUGUUGAAAACAAAUAUGUACGUAACUACAGAAAUGUGUAGGUAAAUGGUAUAAACCAGAGUAAGAUAAAGUAAAGUAUACCGUAAAAAUAUUGGAUUGAUAUAAAUUAUAUGCAAGAAAAUCAAUGAGAAGCAGCAGUAAUAUACCUAAAUGUUGUACCUUGGUAAAAAUACAAGAAAAUAUAUAUAUAUAUAUAAUUAAACAAAUUAAAAAAGCCCAAAACAAAAAUAAAAACUAAACUAAAAAGUUAUAAGAAUUUCACAAAUCUGUUUAUUAAUAUUACUAAUAGUUUUUGAGAAGCGCUGGUUUUGAAAUUUUUUUUUUUUGUGAAAAAAGAAUUGGUUGGCGUUAUAAAAAUUUAAAAAUUUUUGUAAGAAGUAAACUACUAUAUAAAAAGAACAAAAAAUGUAGAACUUUUGAACGAAUGAUAUUAUGGAAAUCCGCCUCAUUGAUCAAUCAAUCGCUACAUACAUAAGCUAUAUACAAAACUACACUGAAAAAAAUUGGCGAAAAUGCAAGAAAUUGCUUAGAACAUGCUUAGAUAUAUACAUAUACAUUUAUAGCGUUAAGAAAAUAAAGACAUAAUUGUGCCGUAGAUGUAAAUAUGGCAAAAUAGAUGGGGGAAAGGGUGAGAAAGGAAUUUAUGCUAAUUUAGUUACUUUGAGUUUUGUGCCACGUUUAGUUGGUUGCUGUGAGAGAGAGGCAUAUAUAGAUAUAUUGAGUAAAAGAGAGAGAGAGCGGUAGAUAUAGCGUGAAUAAACUUGCAAGAUAGUAUGAAAAA
Molecule: messenger RNA, 7714 nt
Organism: Bactrocera oleae (olive fruit fly)
Lineage: Eukaryota; Metazoa; Arthropoda; Insecta; Diptera; Tephritidae
Gene: jef
Product: major facilitator superfamily domain-containing protein 6 jef
Cellular component (GO): membrane
Source: RefSeq, a predicted model, not a curated record